AGGGAGCGGCUGCCGGCUUGCGGGGCGCGGCCGGCACUGGUGCCUGGGUAUUGGUGCGUAGCGGGGCCGGCCCUGCCCUGGGCCGAGGCAGGAGCAGGCCCUCUACAGCUUCACCCGCCCGUGAGGCCUGCCGAGGACCGCGGGGCGGAGCCAGGUUGUGCUGCCGCCGCCGGUCCUGACAGCUCUUGCCUCCUACUUCGCGUCCCGUCAGUGCUUCCUUUCCUUGCCCACCUCUCAGACACCGGUGCUGCUCGGGGUAGAGCUGCUGGCCCUCAGUUGAAGCCAAAGAGCAGAACCAAAACGUCCUCUUGUUUGACACAAUGGAUGAACAGUCACAAGGCAUGCAGGGGCCUCCUGUUCCACAGUUUCAGCCACAGAAAGCUUUACGACCUGACAUGGGCUACAAUACAUUAGCCAACUACCGAAUAGAAAAGAAGAUUGGCCGAGGACAGUUUAGUGAAGUUUAUAGAGCAACUUGGCUCCUGGAUGGGGUACCAGUCGCAUUGAAAAAGGUGCAGAUUUUUGAUUUAAUGGAUGCCAAAGCCCGUGCUGACUGCAUCAAAGAAAUAGAUCUUCUUAAGCAACUGAAUCAUCCAAAUGUGAUUAAAUAUUAUGCCUCAUUCAUUGAAGACAAUGAACUGAACAUAGUAUUGGAAUUAGCGGAUGCUGGAGAUCUCUCUAGAAUGAUAAAGCAUUUUAAGAAACAGAAGAGGUUGAUUCCUGAAAGGACAGUUUGGAAGUACUUUGUUCAGCUUUGCAGUGCAUUGGAACACAUGCAUUCUCGUCGUGUCAUGCAUAGAGAUAUAAAGCCAGCUAAUGUUUUCAUUACGGCAACAGGGGUAGUAAAGCUUGGAGAUCUUGGUCUUGGACGAUUUUUCAGUUCUAAAACCACAGCUGCACAUUCUUUAGUUGACAGCUGUGAUGAUCCCAUAUUCAGGCCAAUGCUAAAAGUGGGUACACCUUAUUACAUGUCUCCUGAGAGAAUACAUGAAAAUGGAUACAACUUCAAAUCUGACAUCUGGUCUCUAGGCUGUCUGCUGUAUGAGAUGGCUGCCCUGCAGAGUCCCUUUUAUGGUGACAAAAUGAACUUGUACUCCUUGUGCAAGAAAAUAGAACAGUGUGACUAUCCACCUCUCCCUUCAGAUCACUAUUCAGAGGAAUUAACUUCUGUCAACACCCUGAUACAAAGCUUCAAAGAAUCAGAGAAUUCACUUCUUAGUGUUAUUUCCAUAGUACAGUUUGCUGCGACAAUUAGUUAAUAUGUGCAUCAACCCAGAUCCUGAGAAGCGACCAGACAUAACCUACGUCUAUGAUGUAGCAAAACGUAUGCAUGCACACACUGCGAGUAGCUAAACAGAGAACAGAUUAUGAAGAAAUGAGUGCAAAAUGUUCAAGGAUUUUAAGCAUAUUUUUUGCCUGUUACAUAAAUGUGAUUAUUCAGAGCUGACUGACAUGCUACGAUUUGUAAAUCAAUUUAGACCCAAACUUUAUGUUGUUUUUUUUAAAUCAAUUUGCAAUUUUGAAACGUAGAUUUCAAUGUAAGAAAUGGAAUGAAUUUAAAACAAAGCUUAACAUACAAAAUAGUAGUUCCUAACAUUUUUAAAGGUGAAAUGAUUUUAGUGUAUUUUUCUCUUUAAAAUUGUAUUUUAUUGGGAUUCAAAAGUCUAAAUAAUCCUUAAGUUGCAGUUUUGCACAAUACUGAUAUUAGGCAUGUAACAUCAAAGCAAAAUAUCUGACACUUUCUCACCUUUUCAAUAACUUACAGAGGUGAAAAAUAAGCAUAAUUCAGUAAAUUUAUUUUAAUAUUUUUAUUUCCACAGAAACACUUUGAAGUUUUUAUUGUAUUUUAUAAUGUGGGUAGCAAUUUGCAGUUCUGUUUUUCAAGGUCAGUGUAGACAAAAAUCCUCAUUAUCUGUGUGGUUUAAAUGCAACUUUUAAUUUAAGGAAAAAGUUUGAGGGAAGUUGUCAGUCAGACACUGAGAAAUCUUUGUAUUUUGUCCUUUCCCCCUUAAGUUACAGUAGCAUAAAUCAACCCGGAGUGUUUGCUUUGAACAUUGGUGUGGCUGAUUUGAAGUCCAGCAUCCUGAAAUCUGAUCUCUGUGAGUAGAUGCACCUAUGCAGUAGUCUGCAAACCUGAUUAGGCCUGCAUAGUCAGAGCCUAAGACUUAUGCAAACUUCUAUUGUUUUUUUUUCCCUGUGCAAGCAUGUGUCUGUCUUAGCAGAUCAGAUUGAAAGAUAAGGGCUUUAAGUUACAACUCCCCAGGUAUUUAUGUUUGUUUCUGUUGUAGAUUUUGUUUUUUUAUAAAUCCUUUGGAUCACCUGACAGUAAUAUAUUUUAAAUUUCCUUUAAAAUACAUUUUUAAUUCAGAAACCUGUUGGCAAAACUAUAAUUGUAUCUUGUAAUACAAAUGUAUGCUUCAUUAAAUACAUGAUUUUUAUAUACUGUAUUUACCUGGUGCUGCUUCAUCUGUACAAUCUAUUUUUUUGCAGAUUAUAUUUGAAAAUAUCUUACCAGUAUUUUCAAUUUAAAAGCAUGUGCACAGUAUGUUGGUUAAACUCUAGUAUCACUCACUGUCUGUACAUGAAUGACUUAUUUUAUUGGCAAGUUAAAGGAAAUAAACACAGUACUUUUAUAUAAAAAAUGUUCAGGGAAGUUGAGAUCUGAUUCCUCUGAAUUUGAGAUCAUAUUUUUGGCAAACAUACCAAGCUAUCAAAAUGAAUCAUUGUUGUAAGAUUGACACAGAAAAUUCUAUUGAUAUCAGUUAUGUUUUUGAGUUUUGAAGUCAGUUAAAUUUUUAUUAUAUAACAAUAUUAGGGAAAAGUAAACUUGUAGUACUCAUGUGUAAAUAUUGGUCUGUAUACAUUCAAUUCACUAUGCAUUCAACAUUUGCAUCUUUGUUUCUCCAUAUUUCCUGUAAUAAAGUUUUCAUGGUCAGUAUGUGGCAUAAUGAA
Messenger RNA from Gavialis gangeticus (Gharial), 2952 nucleotides. RefSeq names its product NIMA related kinase 7 (gene NEK7). NCBI's taxonomy places the organism in Eukaryota, Metazoa, Chordata, Crocodylia, Gavialidae. The transcript is spliced from 12 exons. Bases 321 to 1259 code for a protein of 312 amino acids. Gene Ontology annotation, molecular function: protein kinase activity; ATP binding. Gene Ontology annotation, biological process: protein phosphorylation. The record is from RefSeq and is a predicted model, not a curated record.